AUGAAGAGUUGCGUCCACGCAAUCGUGUUCAUAAUUCUGAUGAUCUCGUAUCUUUGGAGUUCUUCAGUUGCAUCAAUUGAAACAAGUUCUUUAGCAUCCAGCGCGCACAGAGGACCCCCGCGCUGUCCAUCACAGCUGCAGUCUCUCCCUGGCGGUGAUGUUAAGCUUCUCUGUGACACUGUUGUUGAGAGUGUUAGGGAAUUGACAGGGUACGAUAGGGUUAUGGUUUAUAAGUUUCACGCGGAUGAGCAUGGGGAGGUUGUUUAUGAGAGCAAGCGGCCUGAUUUAGAGCCUUACAUUGGUUUGCAUUAUCCCGCCACUGAUAUUCCUCAUGCUUCUAGGUUUUUUGACGAGGCUCUUGUGCAGCCUCUAUGUUUGGUUGGGUCAACGCUCAGGGCCCCCCAUGGUUGUCGUGCUCAGUACAUGGCUAACAUGGGGUCGAUUGCAUCUUUGGUCAUGGAUGUUAUUAUUAAUGGGAAUGAUGGGGAAGGUGUUGGUGGACGGAGUUCCAUGAGGCUGUGGGGGCUUGUUGUUUGCCAUCACACUUCUGCUAGGUGUAUUCCAUUUCCCUUGAGGUAUGCUUGUGAGUUUCUCAUGCAGGCCUUUGGGCUGCAGUUGAACAUGGAGCUUCAGUUGGCUGCCCAUGCAUUGGAGAAACGGGUUUUGAGGACGCAGACUCUGUUGUGUGAUAUGCUUCUUAGGGACUUGCCUACUGGCAUUAUUACUCAGAGUCCUAGUAUUAUGGACUUGGUGAAGAGUGAUGGAGCUGCACUUUACUACAAAGGGUAA
Molecule: messenger RNA, 789 nt
Organism: Sphenostylis stenocarpa
Lineage: Eukaryota; Viridiplantae; Streptophyta; Magnoliopsida; Fabales; Fabaceae
Source: the annotation of a GenBank genome assembly